AUGACCAAUUCUUUCUCCAUGGAUUUGAAGGACAGCACCAGUGAGGGAAGUCUAGGGAGCCUUCAGCCUUCCAGCCUCCAGAUUUUUGCUAAUACCUCAAUACAUGGAAUCCGCCAUAUCUGUUAUGGACCUAUGACUGUGCGGAGGGCUCUAUGGGCUCUAGCAUUUGUAGCUUCCCUGGGCCUCCUCUUGGUAGAGAGCUCUGAGCGACUGAUUUACUACUUUUCUUAUCAGCAUAUCACCAAGGUGGAUGGGCUUGUUGCUAACAGCUUGGUCUUCCCAGCUGUCACCAUCUGCAACUUUAAUGGGUUCCGCUUCUCCCGUCUCACCACCAAUGAUCUGUACCAUGCUGGUGACCUUCUAGCUUUGCUGGAUGUGAAUUUACAAAUCCUUCAUCCCCAUCUUGCUGACCCAACAGUCUUGGCCAUACUGCAAGAGAAAACCAACUUUCAGCACCACCGAGCCAAGGUCUUCAGCAUGAGUGAGUUCCUAGGACGUGUGGGCCAUGACAUGAAGGAGAUGCUGUUGUACUGCAAGUUCCGGGGACAUGAGUGCAGCCACAAGAAUUUUACAACUGUGUUUACGAAAUAUGGGAAAUGCUACAUGUUUAACUCAGGCGAAGAGGGGCAUCCACUGUUGACCACGUUUAAGGGUGGGACAGGAAAUGGACUGGAGAUAAUGUUGGACAUUCAGCAAGAUGAGUACUUGCCAAUAUGGGGUGAAACAGAUGAAACAACAUUUGAAGCAGGAGUCAAAGUCCAGAUCCACAGUCAGUCUGAGCCGCCAUUUGUUCAAGAACUUGGGUUUGGUGUGGCACCUGGUUUCCAAACUUUUGUAGCCAUGCAAGAACAAAGGCUGACAUACCUUCCACCUCCAUGGGGUGAGUGCCACUCCUCAGAUUUCGGCCUGGAGUUUUUCCCCAUCUAUAGCAUCACUGCAUGCAGGAUCAGUUGUGAGACCCGCUACGUGGUAGAGAAUUGCAAUUGCAAAAUGGUUCACAUGCCAGGGGAUGCUCCAUUUUGUACACCGGAGCAGUAUAAGGAGUGUGCAGAGCCUGCACUAGUGCUUCUCGGUGAAAAGGGAAAUGAUUAUUGUGAGUGCCAAACCCCAUGCAAUUUGACCCGUUACAACAAGGAGCUGUCCAUGGUUAAGAUCCCCAGCAAGACCUCAGCUAAAUACCUUGAGAAGAAGUUUAACAAGUCAGAGAAAUAUAUCUCGGAGAAUAUACUUGUACUUGAUAUAUUCUUUGAAGCUCUUAACUAUGAGACCAUUGAGCAGAGAAAAGCAUAUGAAGUGGCAGCAUUACUUGGUGAUAUUGGGGGUCAGAUGGGUCUUUUUAUUGGUGCUAGCAUCCUCACUAUUCUGGAAAUAUUUGACUAUAUUUAUGAGCUGAUCAAAGAGAAACUGUUUGAUCUUCUUGGCCCAGAGGAGGAGGAAGGAAGCCAUGAUGAGAAUGUGAGCACGUGUGAGCCCUUGUCAAACCACUCUGAUCCCACAAGCCACACUGUGACAGUCCCACUGCAGACAACACUUUGCACAUUGGAGGAAAUUGUGUGCUGACAAUGCUUCUCAGCACUAUGGAUGGCAGAACCUACAAAAGCCAGGGAAUCUUACUCAGGCUCACUAACAGGGUGGGGGAAACCACUGAGGAAUUCGCUAUGCAUCCAAUUGUUCUCUUUCUCUCUUCUUGUCAAAAUCAGUGAAAGAUUUCAUGGACUCAGUUGCAUCAGCCUGUCCUACCAGGAUGAGUGGAGGAGGGUGUAGGAACGGGCAAGAUUUAUCUCCACCAGCGGACAACACAUCUCAGUUUCUGAAUUGGAGAGGUGUGAUGACCAAGGAACCAUUCUUUCAUAGACAGUCUACAAGUUAUACAAAAGAAGUCUGCAUGCCAGUCCUUUUGAUGGCAGUCUCUCUUUUUCCUUACAAGCCAUGUCUCCAUCCAACAACUGCUCCCUUUUUGUUUUUCUUUUGCCUCAACAAAAAUGGAGGUCAUGGCACAGACUUUCCUGCUCAAGAGUUUAUCAUUAUUUAACAACAUCACUGCUGAGUUAGAAACAAGCAAUGGUACAUUUUCGAGGGUCACCAUUCUUUUUUGUUGUAUGCUAAAUGUGACAGGGUCUCAAAAGUUCUGGUCAAAUCGUUGGGUGAGCCAGAUCUUUGUUGACCAAGGUGAGC
This is a messenger RNA of Thamnophis elegans (Western terrestrial garter snake), 2175 nucleotides long. RefSeq names its product acid-sensing ion channel 2-like. Gene Ontology annotation, biological process: sodium ion transmembrane transport. Gene Ontology annotation, molecular function: ligand-gated sodium channel activity. The record is from RefSeq and is a predicted model, not a curated record. Gene Ontology annotation, cellular component: membrane. Lineage: Eukaryota; Metazoa; Chordata; Lepidosauria; Squamata; Natricidae.